GCACAGAGCAACUUGACUUAAGUCUGGACACAGGUUUCAAAGAUUGCACCGUGGAUCAGAGCUGACUUUUUUCCUUCUCUUGGUCAAAGGAGGUACAGCAUGUCCGAAAUGCUUGACGAUAUUUUAACAAAGAACUUCCUGAACCUGGCUCUGGACGACGCCCUCCUCCAGCAACAGUCUCAACUCAAAGCACCAGGGCAGAGUCGGCUGAACCGGUCAGCCUCCUUCUUCUCUCCUCCCUCCCCUCCUGCCACCUCGAGCCUCAGCAGCUUCAGCACAGAGCAUGUCAACAGUACUGACAACAACCCUAUCUGGCCAUCCAACAUCUGGAGCCAGGGCCCUGUGUCCAAACCGAAGCAGCAGCUGCCCUUCAGGCCCGACCGCUCCAUGAGCCUGACCGAGUCCAGCAGCAGCCUGCUCGCUUCGUUCGGACAGCUGAAGACCCUAGAGGGUUUUACUUCAGGCCCCGCUACAACUACUGUGGCUCCUCCACCGGGUUUCCCUGCCUCCUCCGCCCUCCCUGCCCAGAUUCAACCAAUGGUUUCCUCUAAUCGUUACAAGACAGAGCUGUGCCGUGGCUUUCAGGAGACCGGCAGCUGCAAGUACGGCAGUAAGUGCCAGUUUGCCCAUGGUGAGGCCGAAUUGCGAGGACUCUACCGCCACCCCAAGUACAAGACGGAGCCCUGCAGAACCUUCUACAACUUUGGCUACUGCCCCUAUGGCUCCCGAUGCCACUUCAUCCAUGAAGGGAUGGUCAGUGGAGGUCCCCUACCAUCCAGUAAAUUCCACAACCAGCAGCAGCCUCCCACUGCAACCAAUGGGCGCCACCAGUUGCGCCAGAGUGUCAGCUUCGCUGGUUUCCUUGAUUCCUCACGCAGCUACUCUCCUCCAUCAUUCCCUUCAUCCUUCAACGAUCCCAACAUGGUGUUCAGCCGUGCUCCCUCUGUUUCUCCACCUCCUGCUGAUCUUCUCUCCCCUGUCUUUGGGGACUCCCUGCAGCGGGAGGCCGCAGCAUUCCACUUUGGCAAGCAUACGACCCGGGCCAGCACCGGAGACAUCCACAACAUUCCCCUCAUCCUAGAGCCCAAGGCCACACGCUGUGUGUGCGGCCAUGGGAAUAACUUUAACAGCAACAACAGCAAAGUCUUUGAUAUGGAGGACGGGCACCUCCACCAGGAAAAUGGCAAGCUGUUUCCCGCUCCGGGUGGAUUUCAGAAGCCUGGUGGACUCCAGCGCUUCUCCUCCGAAGACUCCCUGGAGGACAGUUACAGCAGCAGCAGCGGAGGCUCCAGUGGAUCAGAGUCUCCAACUUUCGAUAACUCUGCCACCAAGAGGCUCACUGUGUUCGAGCGGCUGUCCCUGUCUGACUAAAGGGUCCAAAGGGAAAGAACAGAAGAGAACUGACACUUUGUCAACUGUGUCUAUAAAUCUGGACUUUCUUCAGAACCAGAACUGAUCAGGACAAGUCAAAAUCUGAUGAAAAAAUAACACUUAAGUUCUUAAUUUAUGUUUGUAAAAAUGGAACUCAACAUGGAAAAACUACGCAUACUGAGAUAAUUUUAGUACCAAAUCUUAUCAGACUAUUUUUAUACUUAACAAUGAUAUGUAGCCCAGCAGACCUUUGUAUGUGGUCUUCCAGUCAAAUUAACUUCUCUGCAGGUCUUGCCAGUACCAGUCAAAAGCAUUGUUUGUACUUAAAUUUGUAGUGAUCAAAAUGGCUUUAUCUUUAGGGAAAUUAAUUAAUUCCUGUGCCUUUAAAUAUUCUCCAUGCUUCAUGGGAUAUUUACUCUUGGUGCCAAAAACAGUAUGUUUGAUUCAGUAGCCUUAAUCAGUGAGACCUCACAUGUGUCAUUGAUGCCAUUAUAUCUGUGAUAUGCACUUUACAGCUAAUUGAAAAGGGAGAAACUGUCAAAUCUCCCUGUAGCAUUCAACCAAAGCUUCAUACUUCACUCUGCCGUGUGUGUGUAUGUUUGUGUGCAUGACUGUCUGUAUAUAUGUGCGAGUUUGGGUGUAUGUGUCAUCUUUCAAGAACCUGGGGUGCAAGUAUGCAAGAAAAAAGUGAGCUGCAGAAUGCUGAUAGAUCAAAGUGUGCCUUAUAAGAUUAACCUCUGUAAAAGAUUCUGUUAUCUUUACUAGUUUGUAAUUUGCACCCCAUCUUCUCUCGUCCCCUAUUUGUUCGACAACCUGGUUCAGGGACUUUAACACCGCAGUAUUCCUUUCGGUUAUUGGUUGCCUUGUGAUGUUUAACUUAAACUAAUAUAUUUAUUAUGAUAUUUAUUUGUGUUUAAAGGAAACAGAAAUGUAUUUUCUACUUUAUUUAUGGAGGAAUAUUUCAAUGUCUGUGAAAUACCAAUGUGAGAAAAAGCAGUAAAAAAGAGAAUCUUAUAUUUUUAAUUGUCAAAAUAAAUUUCUGAAUAAAUGAAAGAAA
This is a messenger RNA of Notolabrus celidotus (New Zealand spotty), 2428 nucleotides long. RefSeq lists its product as uncharacterized. The transcript has 2 exons. Gene Ontology annotation, molecular function: metal ion binding; mRNA binding. Lineage: Eukaryota; Metazoa; Chordata; Actinopteri; Labriformes; Labridae. The coding region runs from base 100 to 1371 and encodes 423 amino acids. The record is from RefSeq and is a predicted model, not a curated record.